AUGAGUACGCCUCCUACUCCGACUCAUGUGGCUCCGGACGUUGAAGCCGAGUUGCCGCCCACACCAUUUGUGUCUGCUGACAUGGACCUAAAUCCGGAUCUAGACGAGGAUGACUCGAGCAUAAACACAAAAACAGAGAAUGGCAGUACUGCGCCGGAAUACGAUUCCAAUGGAAAUAAUGGAAACUAUGCAGCUAAUGGAAAUGAUGUAAAUACCGAAGUGGUUGAGCCUUGGACGCUUCUGUUUGACGAGGCGUAUGAGCUCCAGAAGAAGCAAUUCGAGCAAUCCUCCCAGAGCAAACUCUCGCGGUCUCAACAGAGCCGCUUUGUCAGUUUCGUUGAUGAAGAGCUUCUUCAAAUCCAGCGGCGCUUUGUCAAGAAACAAGCGGGCGAACAAGAGUAUACACUUGAGCAGAUUUUGAACGAUGUGCAGCACGUUUUGGAUCUUGUGUGGGUGCUGGUGAACGCAAAAAACCGUUUAUAUGGACAGGAAGAGUACUUUGUCAAGAUCUGUGGAGAUUUGGAAGAUUGGCUUGUGCACUUUAGUCUCUCCAGCCCGACUUUAGAGGAACAUGUUUUCUUGCGCUUCUUUACGUUUUUCCAGUCCUUGGACGUGCGCUUGUCUUUCCUUAUAGACGGUUUUGAAGUGCAAGGAACUCCUCUGAAAAUGAGUCCAACGCAGCUUGUGAGGCUUAUGCCUAUAGUAUCUCGGUUGCGCUUGCAGAUUGUGAACAUGCUCGAACCGACGAGGGCGCAGAUGGAAAAGUCGGGUCUGAAGCUUCUAAACAAGUUGGACGUUGCCAUCGGACGUCUUUUUGAGGGUGUUCUAGAUAGGGUAUAA
This is a messenger RNA of Clavispora lusitaniae ATCC 42720, 840 nucleotides long. Its product is annotated as TFIIH complex subunit. Lineage: Eukaryota; Fungi; Ascomycota; Pichiomycetes; Serinales; Metschnikowiaceae. The record is from RefSeq and is a predicted model, not a curated record. Gene Ontology annotation, cellular component: transcription factor TFIIH holo complex.